Molecule: messenger RNA, 1518 nt
Organism: Phaeodactylum tricornutum CCAP 1055/1
Lineage: Eukaryota; Bacillariophyta; Bacillariophyceae; Surirellales; Neidiaceae
Exons: 2
Coding region: 105-1415 (436 amino acids)
Biological process (GO): biosynthetic process
Molecular function (GO): catalytic activity; pyridoxal phosphate binding
Source: RefSeq, a predicted model, not a curated record
CCUACCUACCUGCCUACCUACCUACACAACACCCAACUACUAGUACCUCACACUGCUCACACUCCUCACAGUCAACGCACGCACAUUACGCAUCACCCACCGCCAUGAGCGACGACCGCAGAACCGACUCCCACACGAUGCCGCGCCGUUGUAGUACCCGCGCGGCUUCCAUGGAGAGUUUCAAGGUCAUGGACGUCUUGCGUCGAGCGAAUCAAUUGCAGGCGGAAGGACACGACGUCUUGCAUUGUGAAAUUGGUCAGCCACAGACGGGGGCGCCGCAACAUGUCGUCCAAGCCGCACAGCAAGCUCUCGCCCAUCACGUUUUGGGCUACACGGACGCCUUUGGGCUCCUCGCACUCCGGCACAAAAUUGCCGCACACUACCAAAACUAUUAUCCUCACUUGCCCUCGACCGCUGUACCGGACGCGGCGCGAAUCGUCGUCACGACGGGAUCGUCGGGGGCCUUUUUGUUGGCCUUUACGGCGUGUUUCGAUGCCGGGGACGUGGUGGCCAUUGCCUCUUCCGGAUAUCCCUGUUACCGCAACAUUCUCACCGCACUCGGCUGUGUCCCGGCAACCGUCCCGCUCAAUACACACUUUCAGCUUACGGCGGUGGAGUUGCGCGAGGCCGUUGCCCAACGUGCCGCCGCGGGACAACCUCCCAUUCGGGGACUCAUUCUCUCCAGUCCGGGCAAUCCGACCGGGGCCAUGCUCGAACCCGACGCCCUCCGGGAACUCUGCGUCUUUUGUGAACAAGCCAACAUUCAAUUCCUAUCCGACGAAAUAUACCACGGGAUUUCGUACGGGAAACCAGAAGCCACGGCCCUGCAGUAUUCCAACCAAGCGAUUGUCAUCAACAGCUUUUCCAAAUACUAUUCCAUGUCCGGUUGGCGAUUGGGUUGGAUGAUAUUACCGGCACACUUGGUCGAAGCCGUCAACGCUUUGCAGCAAAACAUGUUCAUCAACGCCCCAACCGUCGCCCAAACGGCCGCCUUGGCCUGUUGGGACGACAGUGCACAGGAGGAACUCCAAGCCCACGUAACGAUGUACACUGAAGCGCGCGCCUUUGUUCUUCAACAAUUGGCACAAAUGGUCGAGAUCGAUCCCGCCAACAUUGCUCCCGCUGAUGGUGGCUUUUACGUCUAUAUCGAUUUGGGCGAGGACAACGUGGUCCCGGGAUUCGGCGCCGUCGCCAUGUGUCAAGCUCUUUUGGAGGAACACCACGUGGCAUUGACGCCCGGUAUCGAUUUUGAAGAUCCCGCGUCGGGUCUAGGUGACCGCCGGUUUCGGAUCUCCUACGCGGCGGGCUUGGUCACCGCUCGAGCCGCCCUCGAACGAUUCCGGGCCUUUUGGCCCACGUGGUUACAGCGCGUGCAAAGCGCGAAAGACACGCAACCGUCUACCGAAACUGUGUAACAACGGCACGGGAUCCGAAAGAAAACGCAGUGAUAGAAAUGAUCACGCCAACGAAGGAGCAUGAUUGUACAUAGAUAUUUAUGUUUAUGCAUAUAAAAAUUAC